AUGGAUUAAAGUGAGGAUAUAGCCAAAAUUGGUGAAAAUUGGGUUUAGUUUUUUAUUGAGAUAACUACAUCAAAUGGUAAAUCAAAAAACCUCUUUUAUAGCAAUAACGAUUUUAUUCCAGAUCACAAUUCAUAUUCACCUUAAUUAUUUCAAUAAUAAGUUCUUUAUAUUUUAAGAGUAUAUGCGAAGAUUCAAUUAAAUAAGCUACGGAAUAGUGUGAUGAUGGUAUGAAUUAGAAUUAAUUAUAAAAUAGAUAAUUAUGAUGGUUGCUCAAUUUUUUAGUGGAUUUAAUAUGAAAAAUGUGACAAUGAUUCUUAAAUAAUCAAACAUCAUUUUUCAGUCUGUUACUAAGGAAAUUUUUGAAAUGAAAUGA
Messenger RNA from Paramecium sonneborni, 373 nucleotides. Lineage: Eukaryota; Ciliophora; Oligohymenophorea; Peniculida; Parameciidae. The record is from the annotation of a GenBank genome assembly.